AUGGCUGUUGAGGAAGAGGAGCAAGAUACACUCGACGGAGGAGGAGUGCAAAGAUGGCUAAUACCAGAUGUCCAAAAGGCCAGGAAAAGGAAAUCCGGGCGGCAUGACACCUCGUAUAUGGUUACGAGGGACCUCGCUAACUCAACUUCGUCGCUGCCACCACAAGUUCCGCAGCAGAGAUACAUUGCUCUGCACUCAAUGCAUCCAUCUUGA
Paracoccidioides brasiliensis Pb18 is the source of this 213-nucleotide messenger RNA. RefSeq lists its product as uncharacterized. The record is from RefSeq and is a predicted model, not a curated record. The transcript is spliced from 2 exons. The coding region runs from base 1 to 213 and encodes 70 amino acids.